CGACCUAAACAGAGUGGCUUCACGCCGUCCAGAAAGCAUGAGCAAAAAGGCUCCCAAGUACUUCCCUUCACUUUACGACACCAACAGCAAUUCCUCGUCUCUCAGCAGCUUCAACAUCUGGAAGAACUUGUUCCCGGCCCAGGAGGUCAGGGAGAACAAGACGACCAAGGCUUCCCUGUGGCCACAGGGACUGGCGGAAAACCCCUAUGAGCCCCUGAAGUUCUUCUCACCCCCAGCAGGAGGGGAUUCGGCCUGGAGCGAGCUGGAUGAGAUCUGUGAGCUAGACAUCAGGCUGAAGGAGAUGGAGCUCCUCACGCUGACAGGAGAUGGCUUCGAUCUGCGACGAUAUAAGUUCUUAAAGAUGCUGAAAGAUGAGAAGAUGCAAGAUAUCAAGACGGCCAAGGAAAAGAAUCUGCAGAUCUUAAAGGACAAGGCAAAAAAAUGGUAGUCCUUCCAUUGUGGAGAUCUCAGGUUAAUAUUCAAAACGUUGUUGGACUGAAUUACUGCUAGGAUUUUUCUCUGAUUUGUAACUAUAAGCAUCAUUGAACCAUCAAAUCCACCGAAUAAGACAUUUCCAUGUAGUUACUCAACUUGAACUGUAUUGAGUUACACGUUAUUUUUACUGCUCCCAUUCUGAUACACCUUUGUUAAAGUACACAGGGUGUAUGACCCACUGCCUCUCAGAGGGAGUUUUACAACAAAGGGGAUUACCACAGACAAUGUGUGUACAGACCAAACCAUUAGCUAGCUUGAUCUGCCAGUAUCCGGUUCCUUGACUGGCCAGGGUUGUCGACUCUUGUGAAGGUUUAGUUCAUGACAUCUUACCUUAUCUCAAUCUGUUCCUAUCCCAAGUUCCAAGCUCUGUUUUAAUAAAUAUUUAGAGAAAUUCUGUCAAAGAAGACAAUUUUUUUUUAAAUUCCCCUUUUUUUUUCUCUUAGCUGUGCUGGUGUCUUAAGGGUUAGUCUUCAAUUCCAAGGAAUUCCAGGAUAACAGCGGAAAGUUAGCAACCCUAAGACAGGGUCUCUGGUUGAAAGGUGCAGUGAGGCACUUUGUUGGGAUCUAUGUGGCAGGUGAUGGGAGGGGAGGUUGCAGCGGGGAUAGUUAACUUGAAAAAUAACCUGAUCUACCACCUAAUGAAACCCAGUGUGGACCAAUCCAUGGAAACUCUUCUAAAUGCAGCCCCCUCUCCCCAUUUCCUCUUCCCCUGCCCAAGACUAUUGAUGGACAUGGGAGUGAACAAGGAAACAAAUGAUACAAUGUUUAAGCAUUCAUUCUUUCAAUGAGACGACCUUCGUUCUGACUGCAUAACAAAAGAUUCAUUCGGUCCCUCAUAUUUUCACUGUAUCCGAUUGAGAUGAAGGCCUCCGCUGCAGCUGUAUUUCUUUCAGAGGAGGACUCGCUCCCCAAAGAGCGUUGCCAGUCACAAGUUCUGAGUACUCGUGACUACUUACCAGUGACUGAACCAAUUGUAGUGGUUUCAACUGAUGGUUUGGUAUGAUGCUCACCUUGAGUCUGUGUUGAAAGGUCAUUUUUUUUCCGAUAUGCUUUCCCCACAAUCCCAACAUUCACGUGCUUUGUUUAAGCAUUUCAAACAUCCUUGCAGUCUUAAAUCUUUUCCACCACCAGACAUGGUACAGUUGGGGAUUGAAGGUUUAGUAACAUCGCUGCUGGGUCACAAAAUGCACUGGGCCAUUUUAGUUGGCAGAGCAAGCCCAAGCGCAUGGACCUCUAUAAUACAAUGCCUGAAAGGUGGGGUCU
Messenger RNA from Pristis pectinata (smalltooth sawfish), 1758 nucleotides. RefSeq lists its product as uncharacterized. The transcript has 2 exons. The coding region runs from base 38 to 448 and encodes 136 amino acids. The record is from RefSeq and is a predicted model, not a curated record. Lineage: Eukaryota; Metazoa; Chordata; Chondrichthyes; Rhinopristiformes; Pristidae.